This is a messenger RNA of Erinaceus europaeus (western European hedgehog), 184 nucleotides long. RefSeq names its product thymosin beta-4-like. Gene Ontology annotation, molecular function: actin monomer binding. Gene Ontology annotation, cellular component: cytoplasm. Gene Ontology annotation, biological process: actin filament organization; regulation of cell migration. Lineage: Eukaryota; Metazoa; Chordata; Mammalia; Eulipotyphla; Erinaceidae. The record is from RefSeq and is a predicted model, not a curated record. Bases 32 to 169 code for a protein of 45 amino acids. The transcript has a single exon.
CUCUCGCCUCGCUCUGCUCUCCUCCGCAACCAUGACUGACAAACCCGAUAUGGCUGAGGUUGAGAAAUUCGAUAAGUCGAAAUUGAAGAAGACAGAAACGCAAGAGAAAAACCCACUGCCAUCAAAAGAAACAAAUGAACAGGAGAAGCAAGCUGGUGAAUCACAAUGAGCCAGUUGUCUCCAA